Messenger RNA from Haliotis rufescens (red abalone), 8307 nucleotides. Its product is annotated as proteasome activator complex subunit 4B-like. The transcript has 45 exons. The record is from RefSeq and is a predicted model, not a curated record. NCBI's taxonomy places the organism in Eukaryota, Metazoa, Mollusca, Gastropoda, Lepetellida, Haliotidae. Gene Ontology annotation, cellular component: cytosol; nucleus. Gene Ontology annotation, molecular function: proteasome binding; peptidase activator activity. Bases 93 to 5606 code for a protein of 1837 amino acids. Gene Ontology annotation, biological process: proteasomal ubiquitin-independent protein catabolic process.
CACAAUAACAAGUUGACAUAGCAAAAUGGCCGCUUUCCAGAUUUGCUGGUCAUGUUGGUGACUUUGUGAAGUUACAUCAAUCGAUUACCAAAAUGUCGACACGGAAGGACGUGCUGGGGUUUGAGCCUCAGAAGGAAUCGAUAUACAACCAACUUCUACCAUAUAGCGAGAAAAUUGAUGCAGAAACGACAGAUUUUCUUGCACAGAUCAAAGGGAAUUUAGGAAGAGCUGUUCAACUCAGAGACGUGAAAUAUGGAGCCAGCCACUGGAUUGGUCAACUUUCCAGGUACAUCCGACUGUUCGGCUACAACUUUAGCAAGUCGGACCACAUCUGUCUGGUACACCUGGUGUUUGACCUGAUGACAAUCCCCAACCUGGAGCUGUCUCUGGUACAGAAGUAUGCAGCACUGCUCACAACCCUCAUCAAGAAGAAGGAACUGUUAACUCGUGAGGAACUUGUGUUGCCAUGGAGACCACUGUAUGACCUGGUUGAGUCCGUGAUGUAUUCUCAGUAUGAACACCAUGGGCUGCAGCUGUUUCCAUCCAACAUAGAAAAUGUACUAAAGAGCGUCGUCCGCUACUGUCGUGUGUAUUUCUCGCUGGAAUCAACGUCAGAGAUGCUGGAGGAAUGGCGUCCACUUAUCUGUCCAUUUGAUGUGACAGUCAUCAAGGCUCUCAACUACCUUGAGCUGUUCCUGCCCACCUCUCUACCACCGGAGCACUAUGACAAGGGCUUCAAGCUGUGGUUUGAUGAAUUGGUUCAACUGUGGCUGUCUUUCCACAAUGGCCCUUCUUGGGAAUAUAGCCUGGUGUCACUGUUCUCCCGACUCGCGCAAGACAACAUCGGCUAUAUAGACUGGACUCCCAACAUAGACCAGAUCUUCACCCGAUUCUUGCGUAGUUUCAACCUGCCAGUCGGAUCCCAGCAAGUGCCACACAAAACCAACAACUGCUAUGACAUCAACCAGACAGUCCAGUGGAUUGUAUCUAUGCUAGGAGGUGACAGCACUGUCCAGCAACAUGUGACCAAACUCUUCAAGGCACUGCAGUCUUUCUACUACCCCUCCAACAUUGGCAGAUGGAAUAUGAAGCUGAGUGCCCUUCUUAUGGCUUUUCCUAAACACUUCAUCAGGAGAGUGCACAGAGAGAGAUACCAGAAACCUAGCUGGGAGACAGCCAUCCCCAAGGCCAACCACCUUUCGGAGGAUGACAUCACAGAGUUUGUCAACAGUCUGAAGAAUGUUACCUUUGUUGCCAUGUUUGGGAAGCAUGGCAGUCAGGAUGCAGCUGUCGCCCUCCGUCAUCUUGCCACCAUGAGACCUGAGUUGACUGUUCCACCACUGCUAGAAACUAUGUAUCCUGCAAUGGAGACGUUGAUCGAACCUCAUCGCCUUAUAGCGUGCAUGAACUGUAUCGUGGCAGUUGCGCGACCAAUGCUGAGAGCAGGGAAGUGGUACCCUCUGGGUCCCACCCAUCUCCUCCCCCUCCUCAAUCUCUCCCUCCCAGGCAUUGACCCCAACGACUUUAAAAAAUGUUUGGUGACAUUCCAGAUGAUAUCAACAUUUGUGUCUCUGGUGCCAAUAGUGGAUUGUUCCGGGGCCAUCCAAGUUAGGACGGAUCUCACUGAGGAGGAGAAGGAAGUUUGCAUGGCCACGGCCCAGUUUGAGGACUGGGUGCUGCAGUACCUGGACCGAGUGUUCACCCUGGUGGAGAACAGUGCCCAGGAGUCUACUUGUGGUGCCCAGGACAGACUCAACCCGGAGCAGAGCAUGAUGGAGGUCGGCAUGGCAUCCACCACCACCUCUGUGCUGCAGCAGUGUUCAGGACCUAUAUUUGAUUCUGCAGUGAGAAGGCUACACCGAUUCCUCACUGGCAAUGUGUAUGAGACCAAGGUCAGCGGCAGAUUCGCAGCCAACCUCUGCAGGUCUGCAGCCAAGGUUCACCCAGCCAAAACCCUGAAGCUGUUCCUCCCUCACUUCUGUAGCAGCAUUGUGAACUACUGCAAGGAACAUGGUGAUAUACAGAAAGAGGAACACCUGGAUGACAGUUUCCUGUGGAACCUCCAGAUGCUCACACAGCUGGUGCGGUGUAACGGCAAGGAGAUGCUUCAGUACAAGGACUCGCUGGUGGAGGUGCUGUCCCUGAUGCUGCCCCUGCAGUGUGUACAGGGAUACGAGAUGGCAGGCAUGCUGCUGAGAUACCUGCUGAGGGCACUUGUACUCACCUACCCGCAGGAGUACCGCAGCACGUCCCACAGCUUUGAUAGGCCGCUGGAGGAAUACCUUCCCAUCAGGGACUGGGCAGUCCCUGGAAACAUCCAUGAACUGGCCAUUGACUGGCACAUACCCAACCAAGCAGAGAUGGACUUCGCUGGGGAGAUCCUCAGCAAGUUCCUGGCUCCUGAGUUGAAGCUCAUCAACAGCAUCAAGGCUGACACACAGGCUCCCACCAGGGAGGAUUUGUUGAGGAGGCUGAAUAUGAUCUUGGAAAGUAUCCUGGGAUCUGCAUCACUGCUGCCGAUGUGGGAAGGCAAGGCUAUCCCUGUCCUGGAGACAGAUGUGCCCAUGAAAAGAUUCAAGUGUUCAUCUCAUGUUGUUGGAGAGCUGAAGCUGGAUGGCGAGAAUGUGAGAAGCUGUGUGGCUGAUGCCAUGAAGCACUUGCUCAAUUACAUGCAUGCAAGCUGUGAAGAUGACACGAAGGGGUUUGUGAAAGUCAUGCGGAUUUUCGAGACUGUACUGUUCUUCUAUGGCACUCAGAAGAAUGACUUUGAUGGUCGAUGGAAGAGUUUUCAUAUUGUGAAGGCAGCCCUGGAGGAUAAGCUGCGAGGCAAGAAGCGUCACAUCCGAGCACUGCUUGUCGACAGGGUACAGUUACAACAUGAGUUGCUGAUGUUGAACAGCAAGGAGAAGGUGUUCACCAGCCGCCAUCAGGAUAUAUGGAACGAGCUGAUGCAGCUGUCUCUCAGCAGAUACAGCGAGGUUAGGAAAAAGGCCCAGAACUGCCUGCUCUCUGCAUUCACAAACUUCCCCUACACAUACAGAACUGUGAUAAAGGAGAUUGUUCACAAUAUCCGUGAACCAGAUGUUGCGGAACAUAAAUUCAAGGGUAGUCUUUACACCAUCCUAGGUAACGGGAAGAAAUGCCUAGCAACAAAGAGAAACUGGGAAAUAUUGUCCCAGAUUUGGCCAGCCCUUGCUCAAGCACAACAUUCAGAGAAACCUUCGAUCCUGAAGGCUGUUGAUGAUAUUGUUACCAAAGUGGUCAAAUGUCUGGAGACAGUAGCCAUCAAUAUUGAGACCCCUCUCAGGUGUAUAGAUCGAGGUCGUGACCUGCUGCAGACCUCAUUACCAGCGCCAACAUGUGACCCUGCAUCUGAGGUUGACCUACAGAAGGGUGCCGAGCGAGAAACUGCUCGCAAUCAAUCAAAUGACAGAGAUUAUGUGAAGCUCAUAACAACACUAGCAGCCCAGGUAGAGAGUGGAAAACUGACAUGGAAGUUCAGCCAGAUCAGUAUGGAGCUAAUGGCAAUACUACUACGACAUGACCGAGAGGCCCCGCCCGAAGUUGUGGCCUGCUUCGUCAAGCAUCUCUGCCAUGAUGCUCUGUACAUCCGCAAGUUGGCCAUGUCGGCAGUGUCAGCUGUGUUAAAACAACAGAAGCGGAAACACCCUAAGGUCCCAAUUGAUCCAUACAAGCGAUCAGGGUGUGCCCCUCCCCCCAAGGGCAGCAGCUGUGUGCCUGGGGACCGUGCUGACAAUAUGUGGCACCAGUAUGACCUUGCCGACCUCCCAGUCACCCAGGAGAAGUGGGACAAGGCAGCCUUUGUGGACAAGACACACUGGGGGUACUACUCAUGGCCCAAGGAGAUGCUUGUGUAUGCCCCAUAUGACAAGCAGCCGAAACCGGAGCUUCCGCGGUCAGAGAUGAAUGAGGCAGCUCAAUGUAUAUACGACAACUUCUCUAAUAAGGAAUUUGUAGAGAAACUUAUCUCAUUCUUGUCUUUAGAAGAACUGAAGGGUAGAGACAAGUUCCGCACAAAAUAUCUAGUCCUAUUUAAGGGUUUAUUCCGUAACUAUGGCGACGCCUUCCUGCCAAACUUUCAGCCUCACAUCGAACGUCUGAUGGGAGACUUGAGUCAUGACAAACAUGACAGCAGUCAGCGCUGUGCCAUGGAGAUUCUGGCCGGCAUCAUCAGAGGAAGUACACACUGGGCAUUUGACAAGGUGGAGAAGUUAUGGCAAUGGACCUGUCCUCUGCUAGCUACCUCACUAAGCAACAUUACCAUAGAAACCGUUGAUGACUGGGGAUCAUUCUACACAAGUCUUUCAGAGAGCCGUGACCCUAGGAAAUUACACUGGUUGUUGACGCUGCUGAUGGAGGACCCCCUUAAGGGAGAAGGUGGAGCUUUCGGAGAAGCUAGUCGGCUUUAUGCAGUGCAGAAUGCCCUCAUUGACCAGGAGUGGCGUGUACCUCAGUUGUUGCAUCAACUUCUCGAGUACCUCAAACCUCAUCUUGCUCAUCCCUACAAGAAUGUGCGUGACAGGAUCGGCAGUGUGCUGAGCAAUGUGUUCCUGUACGACUACAAGAUCUGCCCCAAGUCCGGUGUGAGGUCCCCUCACCGCCGCACAUUCCUGGAGGAACUCCUUCCUCAGCUACAGCAGCUCAAGGACAUUGUGCCAACACAAAACGGGAACAACGGGCCUAAAGUUGAUAAUGCAGCUUCCGCUGUUGUGGCGUCCUCAAGUGUCAUGAAACCCGAGCCGAUGGAGGUGGAGGACAACGGAACUGAAGACGAUGAGCGGAAGAAGGCGAUACGUCUCUGUAAAACAGUGAUGAAGUGGCUGCAGAACAAUCACACUCGGGCUUUCUACUCCUCCCAUGCUGAUAUCUUCCCCCUACUGCCUAUUAUCUGUACACUGGAGAGUGAGUCGACAGACGAUGACCUCAAGACGGACUGUGCCACAGCGCUGAUGUGUCUGGCACAGAGUCUCAUCCAUCCCGACCACAUCAAGGUGGCACUCGCCACUGUCAGGGAGGUUGCCGGGUUACAGUCAUGGCACGCCAGAGCCGCCAUCCUGCGCUACAUUCAGGCCGUUGUGUUCGGGAACAUGUUCCUGAUGGACAACCCAGAACACAAGCAGUGUGUCCAUGACAUCCUGCUGCAUCUCAUCUGUGAUGAACAACUAGAGGUGCGGGAGAUGGCCAGUGUGAGCCUGAGCGGUCUGCUUCACUGCGGCUACAUGGAGAUGGGAGAGGAGUUUAUUGGACAUUUUGAGCGUCUUAGUCGCACCAAGCUGAAAAAGCGCAAGAAGACAAGUGAAUCUGUGUCCAUGGAGUCUCUGAUCCAGAGACAUGCUGGAGUCCUGGGGCUGGGGGCGUGUGUCCAGGCAUUCCCCUACCAGGUGCCACAGUUUAUACCCCGCAUACUCAUGGAGCUCAGUCCUCACGUCAACGACCCACAGCCCAUACAGAUGUCGGUGAAGAAGAUUCUGUCGAACUUCCGCCGCACACAUCAUGACAACUGGCAUGACCACAAGCUCAAGUUCACUGACGACCAGCUGGUGAUCCUCACUGACCUGCUGGUGUCCCCUAACUACUAUGCAUAGUCUCUCACUCGGUCGACAGUACCGUUGUAGAACAGGCUGCUGCUCAUCCACCAGGCUUCCAGACUGACCCUGCAUUCAAGGAGGGCGUGGCACACCCACCCAGUCCGUGGUGCAUGGUCCUACACAUGCAGUGUUGAAGAUACUACAAACAUGUGCAGUGCGGUCUGAACAUGCCGACUGUUGCACCUCCAAUGGAGCCAUAGUACUCAACCUGUUGUUUGGUUCUUGUGCACUGUGGUCAAAUCAUUGUUGAUACUUCUUACGUGUCAGUUUCUAUGUUGGUCAGCAAAAUACACUAGAUCUCAGUUUGAGACUUAUCAAAAUUUAUACAUUUGCAUAACUUUUUGAUGCCUUAUAGUUACAAAAUUUGUCUCCUCAAAAUAAAUAGACAUACAUUGGUUUAUUCGGUUAUCAAAAUGGUAAUGUACAUAUGUGACUGAAGUAUUGCUUCAGUGGGAAUUGCACUCAUUUUAAAUGUAAACACUGGAAGGUGUCGUAAUCGCCAUGAAUUACCUCCCCUGAAUGAGCCAACUCUGCGGCUGUAGAGCGAUGAAACUGUGUAUACAUGGUAUGAAUAAUCAAUAUGGUUGUUAUUAGUUUCUUCAGAAACCAGUCAAUUGAAUUAUAUUACGAACAUGUUCAAAUAAUAUGUUGUAAGUUUCUCAUUGUAUUUAAUAUGUGAAGUACUGUGAUCCAACCUGUUGGUUAUAUAUAACUGACAUUUUAAAUUGAUUAACCCACACCUAGAGAGUUUUACUACACGACUGAAGAUGCAGAUGACUUGCAUCACAUGCCAUAAAGCAAUCUUUUCGCUGUGACUAUGGUAAAUCCUAUUCUUUAAUAUAGCCCUAUGAUAGCUGUAGCGUGACGAUCGCUUUGUGAAAUGAGGUGCUGGUGUCAAGGUGCUUAGCCCUUCUGUGACUUAUCAUUUAUCUUAGUCAAAUCUUUAACAUCUCUGUUUGUACCUGAGAGAAACUUGAUCGUGAACGAAAUGUUUUAUGUGACAACUUUCCUCAGAAAUCUGUUUCAUGGUGUGACACGCCAUGUGAUAUAACUGCAAUACUAAUCAAAGUGGCAUUAAACCAAACUAUCUCACUCUUAUCAAACAGUGCGUAGUUUCCUAAUCUGGUGAGAGCAGCGACAUUAACACUCUCUCACUUUUUGAACAUAGUUUAUUUAUAAGUUCCACUUUAUCUACUUGGUUUUGUUUUCUUUUUGGUGGGGGGGGGGGGGGGGGGGGAGGAUGGCCCAGUCAUCUGAGGACCCACUAUGAGCUGGAUAGAGUUGUGUCCCUUGGGCAUGCCAGAAACCCAUGUACCCAGUUGUGUGGAUCGAUGCUCAUGAUGUCAGUCACUGGAUUGUCUUGUCCAGACUUGAUUAUUUUACAGACCGCCAUCAUAUAGCAGGAAUAUUGCUGAGUGUGGCGUUAAACAACUACAAACACACAGAAACCCAUGAUCAUUGGUUCGAAUCCCAGGUUACUCUGAUUAUGUUUCUAGUUUUGUCAGCACCAUACUAAUGCUCACGGGCUUCACCAAAGUGGUAAACAUCUAAGUCCUGCAUCACUUGGGGCUUUCCUCCCCCAUUAAGCCGAUAUAACUGGAACACUGUUCAAAGCGGCAUAAAACCAAACUCAAUGACUAUAUUUGUUGUCCUCCUCCACAGGGCGGUUUGGUAGCCUUGUGGUUAAAGCGUUCGCUCGUCACGCCGAAGACCCGGGUUCGAUUCCCGACAUGGGUACAAUGUGUGAAGCUCAUUUCUGGUGUGUCCGCUGCGAUAUUGCUGGAAUAUUGCUAAAAGCGGCGUAAAACCAUACUCAAUCACUCCUCCUCCACAUGUACAUGUCAGUCUAAGCACCUUGAUUCACUGCGUGUCUUCUAUGCCAGUCUUACCAUGCAUCAUAAUAUGUAGUCAUCCAUAGUUGUUUUAUUGGUAUGUUUUAUUCAUGUUUCCUCUUGAUACACUGGACUUCAUCAUAUAGCUUGGAGUUAAGAAUUAAUUGCUUUUACUAUUUCUGUUUAUGAAAAAAGUGUUGAUCCUCAUUUUAGUUGAAAGAUUUCUCUAUGUAUUGAUUCAGUUCGGCCUGUUCUCCUGGAAAUGGUGAUGUGUCCUAUGGGUAGUUGCUUGAUAUGUCUCAUGAAUAUUUUUGUAUCAUUUUUGAGGGUUUGCAAUAAUGGUAAGUAACCAUUAUGUGUAUUGGCUUAUUGUUAAUGCUGUGAUAUGUAACAUUACAUAGUCAGAGCAUCAUAAUAAACAUAAACAGCAUUAUUUGUGAUGGCCAAAGUGCACUGACCUCAAAUAGGUGUGUGUUUGAUGAUGAUGAUGGUUAGGCCUUAUAUAUUGUUAUCACUUCUGUUUGUGAGAAAUGGUGAGUAACAUGUAUAUAAUUCUUUAUUCUCCGAAAAAAUAAUUAUACGUCAAAAUCUGUUUGUUUUUCUGUCAUUGUUAGCAGUACUAACCUGGAAGUUUUUAUUUUGAAAGACAUUUCAACCACCUACGUUGAAUUUUUUUGAACCAACUAAUACAAAAUAAUAGGCCUUUCAUUCAGAUUCAGAUUCUGUGUUAAGUGUGUUAUCAUUGCUCUUAUUUAAUCUGUACAGAGAGUAUGCUGUGUCUGAAGGAAGAGGGAGAAAUGUGAUUGGUAUUUUUACUUUUGGUCAUGUCAAGGGCAGUUGGGUAAUCCUGUGGUUUAGGCAUGACU